Molecule: messenger RNA, 1624 nt
Organism: Lutzomyia longipalpis
Lineage: Eukaryota; Metazoa; Arthropoda; Insecta; Diptera; Psychodidae
Gene: Yif1
Product: protein YIF1B-B
Exons: 4
Coding region: 292-1473 (393 amino acids)
Biological process (GO): endoplasmic reticulum to Golgi vesicle-mediated transport
Cellular component (GO): COPII-coated ER to Golgi transport vesicle; endoplasmic reticulum membrane; endoplasmic reticulum-Golgi intermediate compartment
Source: RefSeq, a predicted model, not a curated record
AAAAUUGGAUUUUUCAUGCUCAGGAAGCAGGAACAUCAACAGUUUUUCCAAGAAAGCCCAAAAAAUGUUUUAUCCUUAAAAAUGAAUUUUAACACUUUUCCCGCACUGUACAUUUUUCAAAAAUGUCACAACGCACGUCCAACGGAGAAAUUCCAUCCUACGAUCAAAAUCAUUUUUAAUGGGUGCUUUGACUGAAAAUUAGUGAUGUGUAGUUUUUGAGUUUUUUGAGGCAUUUCACCGGAAAUACUCUGAAAGAUUAGCUAAAAUAGGGCACAGGAGAGUUUGUCCAGGAUGAACUACAACGCCAAUGCUAGCGCCCGGCAGCGUAAGUUGGAAAAUUCCAGCGGUGUCCGGAAACCCAAGAGAGUUAGCGAUACGAAUGCAAUGGGUCCAGCUGCACCCCUACAGGGUGCUCCGCAGUUUAUGUCCACUCCACAGCAACCGUAUGGAAUGGCAACAAGUACACCCACGUAUGCUCCGCAGAAUCCUUCACCACAGCAGCAAUUCCAAAUGCCGCAGCAGCAGCAGCAGAAUUAUGGAUUUGACCAAAAUAUCAAUCAGAGCAAUUAUUCCCAGUACCCAGGAGGUAAUUUUGCGCCGGGUCAGCAGCCACAGGCACAGCAGAUGCCCUUUGGUGGGGCACCAGGAGGUCAACCGGGUGGUUUUCCGGGGCAAUUUUCCAUGUUGCAGCAACCAAUUGUCCAGGACAUGGCAAUGCAGUAUGGGCAGCGACUUGCAGAUCAGGGCAAGGAGUUGGUUAAUCGGGAAUUUGAAAAGUAUAUCCCGGUUACGCGGCUCAAGUACUACUUUGCCGUGGACAAUAGGUACGUCAUCAAUAAGCUGCGGCUCCUCUUCUUCCCCUUCACCCACACGGAUUGGUCGCUGAAGUACGACCAAGACAGCCCGGUGCAGCCGAGGUAUGACGUCAAUGCUCCGGAUCUCUACAUCCCAACCAUGGCCUACAUCACGUACAUUGUGCUUGCUGGACUCGCUCUGGGGAUGCAGGAUCGUUUCUCGCCGGAACAGCUGGGCAUCCUGGCAUCAAGCGCCUUGGCUUACAGCAUCUUUGAACUCAUCAUCUACUCUGUGACUCUCUACGUGGCCAACAUUUCGACAUCCCUCAAGACACUGGAUCUGCUCGCCUUCUCCGGCUACAAGUACACCAUCAUCAAUUUCUGCAUCCUCGUCAGUAUCCUCUUCCGCCGGUCCGGAUACUACGCUGCACUCGCCUACUGUAGCUUCUCCCUUGCCUUCUUUUUGCUACGCAACAUAAAGGCGAAGGUGCUGUCAAAUCCACAGACCGCUCCUGUGCCCGGGGGCUACGAUCCGUACGGGAAUCAACAGCAAUUCGACCAGACAUUGGGUCACAAAAGAAAACUCUAUUUUCUCCUCCUGGUUGCCGCCCUCCAGCCACUCCUGGCCUUCUGGCUAUCGUGGCAUCUCAUACCGAGUGUCACGCUGGAAGUUCAGUAGGAUUAAAGGAGUGGGAUAGAUCAAGGAUUUAUUAACUACUUAUAUUAUUUUUCACUCACAAUCUUCAGCAUCUUUUACUACCCAUUCUCCUUUGAGUUUUCUUUAUUUGUGCAAAUAUAUUGAGGAAAUACAUUGUAAAAUGAAGAGAAAA